AUGUUUGUAACUAUGGCUUGGAUACCCAAGGCCACACUACAAGCCAUCAUUGGCGGACUGGCCUUUGACGUAACUAACAAAUUUUGUGAGGAGUACUUGCUUCUUGACAUUGACAAGCCUGAACAAACUACCCAAAACAUACUCAAGGAACAAGCUGAACAGAUUACCAUAAUGGCCAUUGUGAUUAUCCUCAUAACAGCACCCCUUGGGGCUAUCCUAAUGAGGGUAACUGCAUUUUGGCUACUCAGUCAAGGUCCAGAUAGUGCCUCUCGACCACAACGCAAUGAGGACCAAUCGGCGACAAAUUCUGUAGCCUAG
Molecule: messenger RNA, 318 nt
Organism: Dibothriocephalus latus
Lineage: Eukaryota; Metazoa; Platyhelminthes; Cestoda; Diphyllobothriidea; Diphyllobothriidae
Source: the annotation of a GenBank genome assembly